CGUAUUUUUAUAAUGUGAACACAAAAACGCAAUGUGUGCAAGAAACGCAAAGAAAUUUUUCGAGAAAAAAAUUGAAAAAAAAAAUCAUUUCACUGAGAGAAGUGAAUAAAGUCAAAAUUAUCGCAACUGAAAAAAAGAGCAAAAACUGAGUAAAGCAGUUAGAAAAUAUCCCGUGUGUUAAAUCAUAAACAAGACAAAAGUUUUAAGGAUAAAAACAAGAAAAAACUUUCUUGGAAGGAUGUAGCCGAAGAAGCAAACUUGUUAGAUGCAUAUAAAGUGUGAAUCAGGCUUUGAUGAGCGCCCCUCAACAUCGACAACAGAAGGUCGCCCGUGUGACGCUAAAUCGGAUAUAUGGGAAAAUAAACCACGAGCGAACCAAAUGCUUUCAUUUCAUUGGUUAGAAAAAGAGUCAAUAUAUAGCAUGAGUUAUCCUAAUUUAUGUGCCUUCAAAGAAUGUCCGGAGCAUCUACAAUCAAACGAAUACAUUUUGCAUGGAUACCGUGUUGAUUUUUCAAAACUGCAGUGCAUAAAAAGUAUUUUUAUGUUGACAAAUGAAACUAUAAAUGUAUGGUCACAUUUACUUGGAGUAAUCUUCUUUCUGUAUGCCCUCAUUAGGGUGAAUUUUAAAGUUUUGGUUUGUUAUGAAUUAAGCACGCCAGCUGAUCACAUAGUAAUGAGUUUAUUUUGUCUGUGUUUUAUGACAUGUUUAUUACUAUCUACAUUUUAUCAUAUAUUCUCAUGCCAUUCAAAGGAGUAUUAUGAAUGCUGUUUAAGAUUUGACUUGAUGGGAAUUUCACUAAGUUUGUGGGGUUGUUACAUUCCGUCUAUUUAUUAUGGCUUCUACUGUUUUAAAAUAUGGAGAACGUUUUACACGGCAGCAGUUGUGAUGAUGAUGCUGCUAAACAUGGCUUUCCAAAUUUGCCCGAAACGCGUCUACACUCAAAAAACAGAUUACCGAAGAGUGAUAUUUUUUGUGUUAAUGUGCCUUUUUGGUGUGUUUCCAGCGAUUCAUUGGGUAUAUAUACUUGGACUGUCAAAUGCAUUAGUACUAACCUUUAUCCCCAAGGUUGUAAUGAUGUAUGUGUUUGGAUUAAUUGCCUUCAUAUUUUAUAUAACAAAGAUCCCAGAAAAGUUAAAACCGGGUUGGUUUGACUAUAUUGGAUCAAGUCAUCAGCUUUGGCAUAUUGCUGUGUUAGCUGCAAUGAUUUGGUGGUACUUUACUGCAUUGGAAUUUAUAGAGCUUCGUUUGCACAGUAAACAUUCCUGUGCAUUAGAUAUUGUAUAAAUUCAUGCUAGUAUAAUACUCUCAUUUUAUAAAUAGCAUAUAUAAUUUUUAAUAUAUAAAUUGGUUGUUUUCGCACAUUGCAGCCAGGCUGUUUUGGAGUGCAUUACUUUGACUGAAGCAUCCCAGGAACAUGGCAGAUAAAAUUUGUUGUUCCCACAAGUUUUCUUUUUAUGUAACAGUGGGACAAGUGCUUGCGCUCUGUCAUCUUUACCUCACUUGUCAAAAAACCACAGUGCGUCCCAAAACAUCCUGCCUUUGCAGGAAUUUUUUCAUACUAUAUAUAUAGCAUAUAUCUUUUGUUAUGUUAUAUCAUUUGUGUAUAUUUCUUUUGUAUGUGAAAAAACAGAGCACUUUUCAAUAUUGCAACAAGCAAGAGCUGUAAAAUGAACAAUACUUUGAGUUUUUAUUACCAGUUUGUGUAUAAGUACACAUGGAAUCCAUUUAAUAGAAACAUUUUUAAUAUAAUAUUGUAUAUAUAUUCACAAUGUGUAGGUUCAAUUUUUUACUAAAAUUUUUAUUUAUAUACCACAGGAAGUUAUUAAGCAUAUAGUUUAGGCAUAUAUAUUUUAGAUAGUAUAGGAAUAUUUCAUUUAUUUGACACUAGCCCAAAGUAAAAAUUGUAUAAUGUUAAUAUUUACGAAAAACAUUGCUAAAUAAUCA
Messenger RNA from Hydractinia symbiolongicarpus, 1945 nucleotides. Its product is annotated as progestin and adipoQ receptor family member 3-like. NCBI's taxonomy places the organism in Eukaryota, Metazoa, Cnidaria, Hydrozoa, Anthoathecata, Hydractiniidae. Gene Ontology annotation, cellular component: membrane. Bases 266 to 1285 code for a protein of 339 amino acids. The transcript has 3 exons. Gene Ontology annotation, molecular function: signaling receptor activity. The record is from RefSeq and is a predicted model, not a curated record.